AGCUCAUUACAAGCAGCAGCGCACAGGUGUCAAAAUGGGCAAAGCAGCAGGACGCUGGGAUUUUGAAUGGGUGUAUAAUGAACAGCCGCACACGUGGAGAAGAAAAGAAAUAUUAGCUAAGUAUCCUGAAAUCAAGUCUUUGAUGGGUCAUGACCCGCAGCUGAAAUGGGUGGUGUCAGGAAUGGUACUUACUCAACUCCUGGCAUGCUACAUGGUCCACGAGCUCUCCUGGAAGUGGGUGUUGUUUUGGGCAUAUGCGUUUGGUGGUUGCAUCAACCACUCUUUGACCUUGGCAAUCCAUGACAUUUCUCACAAUGUGGCCUUUGGCACCAAAAGGGCACGCUGGAACCGCUGGUUCGCCAUGUUUGCCAAUCUCCCCAUUGGCCUGCCAUAUUCUGCAUCCUUCAAGAAGUACCACAUCGACCACCAUCGCUAUCUGGGUGGAGAUGGCUUGGAUGUGGAUAUUCCUACUGACCUCGAGGGCUGGUUCUUCUGCACUCCGGCCAGGAAGGUGCUCUGGUUGUUCCUCCAGCCUUUGUUCUAUGCGCUCCGGCCACUGAUCGUGAACCCAAAGCCUGUGACCAGGUUGGAGAUGCUGAAUGCAGCUGUGCAGUUUGUGGUAGACAUCAUCAUCUACUAUUUUUGGGGUCUGAAGCCUAUAGUCUAUCUCAUCUCUGGCUCCAUACUGUGCAUGGGCCUGCAUCCCAUCUCUGGACACUUCAUUGCUGAGCACUACAUGUUUACGAAAGGUCAUGAAACGUACUCUUAUUAUGGCCCACUCAACUUAAUAACCUUCAACGUGGGAUACCAUAUGGAGCAUCACGACUUUCCCAGCAUUCCUGGAAGCAAAUUACCUGAGGUGAAGAGGAUUGCAGCAGAGUACUAUGACUCACUCCCUCAACACACGUCCUGGAUGCGAGUGCUCUGGGACUUUGUAUUCGAUGACUCCAUCGGCCCCUACGCCCGAAUUAAGAGACAAUACACACUUGGCAAAAAGGAAUAAAGUGGGUGUAAGACUACUGAUCUAACCAAACACGCUACUGGGCAUUUACACAAUAUAUUACAUCUGCAAAUUAGACAUAAAUGCUAUUUGCUGGAUAUUAGUUGAAAUGGGACUAAAUAUACAUUCACAGUCACUGCAUUUCAUCUCGCCGAAACAUCCUUACAAUAUCCAAAGAAUAACUUCACGCUACCAUGUUACAGUACCAGAUUCCUUGUUUGGCUGUAUUAAAGCACUACUUAAAAUAUGUGCAUACACAUUCAUUUUUAAAACGUCGAACUUGAUGUGCAUCUUAUGAUCUACAUGUACGAGGCCAAUGCAGUUUUUGUGUGCAUCCCUCUGUUCUCUCAAUUAUCGCGUCCCAUGAAAAGAAGAGCUGAGAUGAAAUGGACUUCACAAAAUGCCUUUUUAUCAGUGAGGCCUUUUCGAAAACUGAAUAUUUAAUUUUGUGUGACUAGAAGGUUCAUAAUGUACGUUCUGUCGUUUGCACUGUGAUAGUUUAACACUGAACAUCAUUGAGAUGAUGUUGUGGAAUAUAUUUGUUCAGCUUAACUGUAUUUCAAUAAAUCUCUUUAUCUUACAGCCUCAA
Molecule: messenger RNA, 1589 nt
Organism: Danio aesculapii
Lineage: Eukaryota; Metazoa; Chordata; Actinopteri; Cypriniformes; Danionidae
Gene: degs2
Product: delta(4)-desaturase, sphingolipid 2
Exons: 3
Coding region: 35-1003 (322 amino acids)
Biological process (GO): sphinganine metabolic process; ceramide biosynthetic process
Cellular component (GO): membrane
Molecular function (GO): sphingolipid delta-4 desaturase activity
Source: RefSeq, a predicted model, not a curated record